Messenger RNA from Arabidopsis arenosa, 658 nucleotides. Lineage: Eukaryota; Viridiplantae; Streptophyta; Magnoliopsida; Brassicales; Brassicaceae. The record is from the annotation of a GenBank genome assembly.
CUUUCAUUUUUCUCCUUUUUUCAAAUCCACAGAGAUCUCUCCUCACCUCAUGGCUCCAAUUACCGUCGGUGAUGUUGUACCAGACGGAACCAUCUCCUUCUUCGAUGAGAAUGAUCAACUUCAGACCGUCUCCGUUCACUCUCUCGCCGCCGGUAAAAAAGUCAUUCUCUUUGGUGUUCCUGGUGCUUUCACUCCCACUUGCAGCAUGAAGCAUGUUCCUGGGUUCAUUGAGAAAGCAGAGGAGCUGAAGUCAAAGGGUGUUGAUGACAUCAUUUGCUUUAGUGUGAACGAUCCGUUUGUGAUGAAAGCAUGGGGAAAGACAUACCCAGAGAACAAACAUGUGAAGUUUGUAGCUGAUGGGUCUGGAGAAUACACACACCUUCUCGGACUUGAGCUUGACCUCAAGGACAAGGGUCUUGGUGUUAGGUCAAGGAGAUUUGCUCUGUUGCUUGAUAACCUCAAGGUGACUGUAGCCAAUGUCGAAUCUGGUGGUGAGUUCACGGUUUCCAGCGCCGAUGAUAUCCUCAAGGCUCUCUAAGAAACGUACCACUCGUUUGUUGUCUUGUGUAUGUAAACCGCUGUAUGUGAAGUAGAGGAUUCUAUUAUCUAUAGCCUGAUUUCAGACAACAAGCAGGCAUAAUAAAGCGGUGUCAUUGUG